Molecule: messenger RNA, 1284 nt
Organism: Colletotrichum karsti
Lineage: Eukaryota; Fungi; Ascomycota; Sordariomycetes; Glomerellales; Glomerellaceae
Product: nad dependent epimerase dehydratase family protein
Exons: 4
Coding region: 1-1284 (427 amino acids)
Source: RefSeq, a predicted model, not a curated record
AUGCCCAAAUCCGUCAUCCCACCCGAGAAACAGUUGUUGAAAAUGGCAUCCGCUAUCGUAACAGGAGCAACCGGUAUCCUCGGCCGUGAGAUCGUUUCCCGCCUGGGCCGGCACCCGGACCAGUGGAAGACCGUCUACGCCAUAUCUCGUAGCAAGAAGGAUGACUAUCCUGCCAAUGUGAAGCACAGCUUCAUCGACCUCACUGGCUCUGCCGGCGAAAUGACCAAGAAUCUUCAGGGUAUCGAGGCAGAGUACGUCUUCUUUUCGGCAUAUUUGCAGAAGGAUUCGGAGCAGGAGAACUGGGACGUUAAUGGUGACAUGCUGCAAAACUUCCUCUCUGCUCUGUCUCAAACCGGCGCUUCUCAGAGCAUCAAACGCAUUCUCUUAGUCACGGGCGCCAAACAGUAUGGAGUUCAUCUUGGUGCCGUCAAGAACCCGAUGGAGGAAUCCGACCCUUGGCUACGCGACCCACCGUUCCCUCCCAACUUCUACUACCGCCAACAAGACAUCCUUCAUGACUUCUGUGAAAAGAACCCUCACAUCUCCUGGACAGUGACGUAUCCCAACGAUGUGAUCGGGUUCGCCAAAGGAAACUUCAUGAACUUGGCCACCUCACUGGGAAUCUAUGCCGCGGUUUCCAAGGAACUCGGUCGCGACCUAGAGUUCCCCGGUUCAGAGGCAUUCUAUACCAAGUUCGACUCUUUCACUUCUGCCAAGCUGCACGCCGAGUUUUGCGAGUGGGCUAUUAAGGAGCCGAAGGCUGCCAACGAGGCUUUUAACGUUGUCAAUGGCGACGUGGAGAGUUGGCAGAACCUGUGGCCGAAGGUGGCGCGUCGUCUUUCAAUGAAGGUUAAGGCAGAUCAAUUCGCCUCCAGGUCCGAGUUGGCCAGCGAGACGCAGCUGUGUGAGAAACCGCCUCGGAGCGUUCUUGAAGAGAGGAUUGGGCUGAAGGGCAAGACGGCGCCGAGUAAGCUGGAGCAGAGGAUUGACAUGGUCAAGUGGAGCCAGCAGGACGAUGUCAAGAAGGCGUGGGAUCGUCUCGCAGAGCGCGAAGGACUUGAGAAAGAUGCGUUCGAGAAGGCCACUUGGGCUUUCCUUGGAUUUGUGCUGGGACGGAACUAUGACUUGGUCAUCAGCAUGAGCAAGGCGAGGGAGAUGGGCUGGACAGGGUAUGCCGAUACUUGGUUGAGUCUCUCGAAUACUUUCAGAGAGUUGGAGGCACAGAACAUCCUCCCUCGUACCCACUUACUUACUGCUACGAGCUCGAGGCACACCAUGGGAUGA